UAGCAAGCCAAAUUGCUUACAAUUAAUUAUACAUUUCCAGAAAAAACCCCUUUGCUGAAAGAAAAAACUUUUUGGUCUACUGAGAGAAGAUUAAUCAUGUGUGGUGGUUCAAUAAUCUCCGACUACAUAGCUCCUAGCCGGACUUCUCGCCGACUUACCGCUGAGUUGCUAUGGGGCCGCGCCGAUCUGAGUAAAAAGCUCAAAAAUCUUAGCAAUUAUCACUCUAAGCCCUUGCGAUCUGAAGUAGUUGAUGACUUCGAGGCUGAUUUUCAGGACUUCAAAGAAUUCUCUUAUGAUGAAGAUGACGUUGAAGUCGAUGUCAAGUCAUUUACUUUCUCUGCUCCCAAAAAAUCUACUGGCUCCAAAUCUGUGAAAGCUGUUGAUUCAGACAACAAUGCUGCUGAUAGAUCCUCUAAGAGAAAGAGGAAGAAUCAGUAUAGGGGGAUCAGACAGAGACCUUGGGGUAAGUGGGCAGCUGAAAUACGUGACCCAAGGAAAGGGGUUCGGGUCUGGCUGGGAACCUUCAAUACUGCAGAAGAAGCUGCCAGAGCUUAUGAUGUUGAGGCUAGGAGGAUCAGAGGCAAUAAAGCUAAGGUAAACUUCCCUGAUGAAGCUCCAGCGCCUGCGUCCAGACACUCUGUUAAGCUGAAUCCUCAGAAUGGCCUUCCUAAGGAGAGCCUGGACUCGGUUCCGUCUGACUCAACUAUCAUGAACAGUUUGGGGGAUGGUUAUUAUGAUUCUUUGGGAUUCCCUGAAGAGAAACCCAUGACAAAGCAGUAUGCAUAUGGAAAUGGGAGCAGUGCUUCUGCAGAUACAGGUUUUGGCUCAUUCACCCCUUCAGUUGGUGCUUCAGCUGGUGCUGAUAUCUACUUCAACUCUGAUGUAGGAAGCAACUCUUUUGAGUGCUCUGAUUUUGGUUGGGGAGAGCCAUGCUCCAGGACUCCGGAGAUAUCAUCAGUUCUGUCUGCUGCUGUUGAAAGUAAUGAAGCUCAAUUUGUUGUAGACGCCAAUCCCCAGAAAAAACUGAAAUCAUGCACCAACAAUCCUGUAGCUGAUGACGGAAACACCGUGAACAGGCUAUCCGAAGAGCUCUCAGCUUAUGAACCCCAGAUGAAUUUCUUUAAUCUCCCAUAUAUGGAGGGAAAUUGGGAUGCAUCAGUUGAUGCCUUCCUCAACACAAGUGCAACUCAGAAUGGUGAAAAUGCUAUGGACCUAUGGUCGUUUGAUGAUGUUCCUUCUUUAAUGGGGGGUGUCUUUUAAGUCGGCAUGCCUUCCUUGCCUAGUUUUUGUAAAUAAGGCAUCAUGUGUGUGUGGUGGUGGAAGAAGGAUGAUCCACAGACGAUCAUAUGAUUAAGCCAUGGAUUGUGCUCGCAAUAGAUAUUUGGUGAUAGAGCAGUGCAUAAGUAAUUAGAUUUAAUUAACCAGUCAGAGAUGUUAAGUUCAAGGUACUUUUUAUUAAAAGAUUUGAGCUGUAUGGAUGAUAACAGUUGCUGAGAUCUCGAUGCUAGCUAUAACCUACUUUUGGUGUUUA
This is a messenger RNA of Capsicum annuum, 1531 nucleotides long. Its product is annotated as ethylene-responsive transcription factor RAP2-12. The record is from RefSeq and is a predicted model, not a curated record. Lineage: Eukaryota; Viridiplantae; Streptophyta; Magnoliopsida; Solanales; Solanaceae. Gene Ontology annotation, molecular function: DNA binding; DNA-binding transcription factor activity. Gene Ontology annotation, biological process: ethylene-activated signaling pathway; regulation of DNA-templated transcription. The transcript has 3 exons. The coding region runs from base 97 to 1260 and encodes 387 amino acids.